Haliotis rubra (blacklip abalone) is the source of this 782-nucleotide messenger RNA. RefSeq lists its product as uncharacterized. The coding region runs from base 240 to 782 and encodes 180 amino acids. NCBI's taxonomy places the organism in Eukaryota, Metazoa, Mollusca, Gastropoda, Lepetellida, Haliotidae. Gene Ontology annotation, molecular function: RNA binding. The record is from RefSeq and is a predicted model, not a curated record. The transcript is spliced from 4 exons.
UAUUGUCGCUUAUUAUUUCACAGGUCGUGUCAGCAUGGAGGUGUUUGACAGAUAGUUGUUGCGAAUGUUGCUCCCUUUCAGGGAUGUUGAUGUCAUGUUUGGUCGGAAUAUAUAUAUUUUGCAUAUACCUCCCACAUGUCAAAAGCAACGAUGCCAAAGAAACAUGACAUUCUUUCGGAACAUCUCUAUAUCAAAGUGGAAGAGUUGAAACCGAAACAUUCCCUGCACAAAUUACUGGGAUGUUGUUAGACGAGAAUGACGAGAAUGUGUUGAAAAUGUUAGAAAACCCUUCCCAUCUGAAAAAUUAUGUGGAAAAAGCUGUGCAAACAUUGGAUAAACACAAUUUUACGUCUGAAAGUCACAGUGCAUUCUGUAAUGUGAGGAAGUCCGCAGCAGAGUCCAGUCCAGAACUCUGUGAUGCCCUGUAUGCCAAAAUAUCUGUUCUUGAACCAUCAAUGCCAUCAGAGUUAACAGGCAUGCUGGCUGAGUUAGACUCUGACACUGUGUCACAGCUUCUAGCGUCGCCAGAGAUGUUGAGACAGGCGAUGUCCCGAGCCAAGGAUUCCUAUCUCAAGUGUUACCAUGUCUCCCAGGAAUCCAGUGUUCCACACACUGAGAAAAACAACAACCACACUGCAGAAGCUGAUCUCGGGACAGGAAGGAUGCUGUUGGAGAUGAGGACGUCACAGUUGCAGCAUCUUCUCUCUGAUGACCCAGACCGACUGAAUCUGUACAUCCACUGGGCCUACCAAACCCUACAGCAGUACCAUGCCCAGUCCUGA